Molecule: messenger RNA, 5647 nt
Organism: Ochotona curzoniae (black-lipped pika)
Lineage: Eukaryota; Metazoa; Chordata; Mammalia; Lagomorpha; Ochotonidae
Gene: BET1
Product: Bet1 golgi vesicular membrane trafficking protein
Exons: 4
Coding region: 156-503 (115 amino acids)
Biological process (GO): endoplasmic reticulum to Golgi vesicle-mediated transport; vesicle fusion with Golgi apparatus
Cellular component (GO): Golgi trans cisterna; SNARE complex
Molecular function (GO): SNAP receptor activity
Source: RefSeq, a predicted model, not a curated record
GGCGCGGUGUUCAGAUUCACUGUUGUCGUGGCGCUUGUGGUGAAGAAGUUGGUGCUUGGCGGGGGCCCCAGGACGGAAGGCGCGGCCCGGGUGGCCUCUGGCCCUUUCCUAGCCCCUCCACCCCCGCCUGCCUUCUUCCUCCCUCCUCUGGCAGGAUGAGGCGUGCAGGCCUGGGUGAGGCAGUCCCUCCUGGCAACUACGGUUACGCUGGCAGCGGCUACAGCGCCUGUGAGGAGGAGAACGAGAGACUCACCGAAAGUCUGAGGAGCAAAGUCAGUGCUAUCAAAUCUCUGUCCAUUGAAAUAGGCCAUGAAGUUAAACAUCAAAAUAAAUUGCUAGCUGAAAUGGAUUCACAGUUUGAUUCUACAACAGGGUUUCUAGGGAAAACUAUGGGAAAACUAAAAAUUUUAUCCAGAGGAAGCCAAACAAAGCUUUUGUGCUAUAUGAUGCUGUUUUCAUUGUUCGUGUUUUUUGUCAUUUAUUGGAUUAUGAAACUGAGGUGAUGCAAGUAAGUGUGAGUUUAGAAUUUAUUCCCACCUGAUGGCUUGGAUUACCACUUUGAUAAAAAUCAGCAUCCAGACAUUCCUAAUUUUCAAAUACUGUGACCUUUCCCAUGGAAGAUGAUUGGAUUUUGCUUAUUUUGUAAAUCACACGAGAUAAUACAUUGCUCUUUAAAUACUGUUCAUCAGUGGUUCAUUUUAGCCCCGAUUUUCAGGGGAAUUGAGAUGGCUGAAUGAUAUAGAUGGUCAGUAUGCUUUACCGAUUUUUUGUUCUAACGUUUGCUCCUUGUAAAAUUAAAUAGCAAUAUAAAAUUCUGUUGUUACUAUAAAUGUAAGUAUAUGUUUUAUGUAAGGAAACUUAAUGGGUGAGUAACAGAAUGGCUGGCAAGCCUGCAAAUGAUCUCUUGAGGUAGGAAACCAGUUUGUUAUGGAAUAGCAAAUGUGUUUGUAUCAAGUGUCAUCAACCAUAUAACCCAUAUACUCCCCUUUCCUCCUCUAUUUGUUAAAACUAUAGGCAAGCUUCUUUUAUCAACAAUUUUCUUUGUACCUAAGGAUCUUGGUUUUAAAAAACCUUAUUUCUGGGUUGUUUCUAGAAGGGCCUAAUGUACAAGUGUACCAGUGUAGUUGCUGUGUUAUAUUAACCUUUUAAGUACUAUUGACUUGGCUUACCUAUAGUUUUAUGAUUUUCAUUACGUAGGUGGGCCAUGUGUGUGACAGAACAUUGUGAAGUUAAGUAAUUACUAAACACUGAGUGGCAUAAAGUGUUGAAGAAAGUGAAUUGCUUCUGCUGUAUGAUGUGCUCAAAAUAGCAAAAAUAUUCAAACAUUGAAUUUGGAGUUAGAAGGAGUUUUGCUUUCAUCCAUGUAUUUGUUUAAAGAAAGCAAAACAAAGUAGACUUGAGAAAAAAAAUUGAAAUAUUGUUUAAUACUUCAUAUUGUCACUAUUUUACAAUUUACCCAUUUAUAGGCUUCAAAACUAAAUGUUUUAUUAAAUCAUAUUAAUUGACUUUAAUGCUUCUCUGCUUAAGUCUUAUUUCUUGAUAAAGAAUUUGAGAAAUCAUUCUGAUAACUCAGAUUCUGAAUGGAACCAAGCAUGUUUAACAUUCCUGCUGUGUAAGAACUUGCUUCAAAUAAGGCCAGUGUUGAGUACAGUUUUAAAACCUCUUCAUUUGUAUUUUUAGUAUUUUUAGUCUGUCCUCUUUGGUUUUACUUGAGUUUUCAGUGGUUUUUGUCUUAUUCCCAAUUAACUGUUAGUUCAGCUCUUCUUUUCCUGGCUGCAGUGGUUCCUGUCGUCCCUCUGUGUGCCAGAUAAGCCUGCCAGGUCUCUGUGUCCAUGGGAGAGAUACAGGGUUGAGUUAGAGGAACUGAGUUCAGAUCUCUUACUUGCUUUAGGGACUCUGUUUCUUCAUUAUAUCACCUGUUCCAUGGAAUUGCUGUGAGAAGUAGAUAGGCUAAUAUAUUGGAAAGUGCCUGACAUAUGAUAAUGUUAAUUCUGUGAACAGUUACUCACUACUAUUAACAGAAAUUUUAAGUCAGAAAAAGGAGUUUUGGUAAGGGGAAGACAGUAGAUCGGUCAGACUUUGAGGUAAUGAUGCGACCUCCAAGUAAAUAUUUCUGUCAGGCAGAUGAAAAGUGACCCAUUAAAAACUUAUUUUUUUUCCUAUAUGUGUGCCAAUUAUGUGGUACCAGAACUAGACUCUGAAAUAAUUGCCAGGAAUUAAAUUAGUUGCAAAAGGCCAAAGAGAAAACCUAAAUUGCUUUAAGAUAAAAAUAGAAAAGAGCAAGCAAUAGAAAUAGAAAAGAUAGCAGGAUCUAUGAAAACUGGUGAUGGCAAGAGAAGGAUGGGUUUUAGGAUUAAGCUGUGGCUAAUGUUUGAAAGGCCUUUGUGAAGUAUUAGAACACUGGAUAAAGUUGACUGUUACCAGGAGGCUGAGGCUCCAGGAGAUGUUUGGGUGAUGGCUCAGUGUUUCUUAUGAAUUUCGUUUUAAGAACUGGCUAAAAUGUGUCUUUUCCUGGUAUUUCCUGCCACUUGUCAUCUCACUGUACUUGCUGAAGUUCCUGGAAGUUGGGGAAGCCCCAGGCAGCACAUCCUGCCUUCUCCAUGGGGACCCCUAGAAAACAACACUCCCAGAAAUUAAACUUGUGAAAAAUAUCUGAUGUGGAAAGUUGGACACUAGGCAUUUGCAAGCUCAUUGCUAAUUCUGUGAAAGACUCACUUGGUACAGGUUUCUGGGAUGUUGAUUAUAAAGAUGGAAUAUAAAAUGUUCACAUUAUAAUCUUUAUUCAAACAACAUAAUGCCUACAGGUGUUUGGGUUGUAGAAGGAACAUUUUAAAUGGUAAAGGAAAUUCUGUAAAUGCUUUGUAAAAAUCCCAGAUGUUCACAAUUUCUCUGAAGCUCUAGUGAUUUUAUUUCUCUAGGAGUUCGUUCUUGGAAAUGUACCAAACCCAUUUGCGGAAAAUACAUUAUAAUGGAUAUCAGACAUGGAUGUCCACAUUCACAAAUGAGGGAAAGCAUAUCUGAAGUACCACAUCUCAGCAGUGAGGAAAGGGAGAACUAUUCUUGAUAGAAUCUAAGCUAGCAUGCUAAUAUUGCUUGAGCAGAGAGUAGAUGUCAGGUCUAAAACAAAUAUUUGGCAUUUGAAGCAUCAGAACUAUGGGGGAAGAACACCAGCACCCCCUCCCAUCAAAAGCAUCUGAUUCUACAAAAUUAACUAGUUCACCAAAUUUUUCAGUGCUUUGAUAUUCUAGAAUAUCUAUAUUGAGUUUGCUGUGACAAAUUUUAAAAGGUGCUUCAUAAUUUGUAUUCAUUUGGUUAGUAAAUCAGAUCAUACCAUACUGGUGUGCAAACAUUGAUUUAAUGUUUACUGGGAAACAGAGAGCUGGGAAGUGCCACUCCUUGAGCCUAAGCUCUGGGCCUACCACUCACUCACGUUACGAUUUUGAGCUAUGACCUUUCUGUCUCAGUUACGCUGUUCAUAAAGGCCAACAUCUCACAUAGAAUGGCCAGAUUGAGCUCUGGAUCCAGCUCUGGAUCCCAGCUUCCUGCUAAUGAGGAUCCCAAGAGGUGGAGAGAUGGCUCUCAUGUCACUGGGCUCCUAGCACCCCUGUGGCAGGCUUGUAUUCUUUCCCUCACUGUUGGCUGUGGCCCUGUUCUGGCUAUAGUCCAGUCCCAGACUUAAAAUUUUGGGAAUGAAACUGCAGAUGGAAUCAAUCUCUCCCUCUCUCUCUGUCUUUCCUCUCUGUCAUGUCAAAAUUUUAAAAUACUGUAUAAAGAGAGUGGUUAUACAUUCAUGAACUUAUUGUAAUAAUUACAUGAAGUAUUACUUUAAGGAAGUUUGAGUAUAGUUGAACCCUUCGUCAUGCUGGCUUGGGGUACUUGGGAAUUCUAAUCUGUUACAUCAAGACAUGCAGCUGCUAGAACUUUGGCUACUCGCUCUUCCCUCCAUUCGACCAGGAAUGAAAGCAGCUGUUCUCUGUUCUGGGGAGAGUUCAUCAUUUUCUGGAAUUUAGUUCACUUAGGUUUCUUUGCAUUCUCAGUACCCUGAUGACUUUUAUUUAUUUAUUGGUUUUGCUUUGUUUUUAGCUCGUACGGCUUGUUUUAGGUUAUUAAAAUGAGAGCAGUAUAGCUUUCAACUUUAUGGAAGCAUAAACUUGAAAGAAGCUCAGAGAAUUGCUAUAGAGGUGUGAUAAGCAGCUAAUAAACAUUCAAUUCCCUUUUACUUCUUUAGUUUUUUUUUUCCCCAUUUUUGGAAUUCAUUGACUUAUAGUGUCAGAUAAAGUAUUCAGGUUAUUUUCUUUUUCAUUUACAAAAUAUCAGCAGUUAUUCUUAACAAUACAAAAUCAAAUGACACUGUAUUUGAUGCACAUUAUGUAUUGUUAGAGAUCGCAGUGGAUUUUGAUAAGAAUCACGGAAAUCAUGUAUAACCUGUUCUGGAAAAAAUUGCCACACUUGAGAUGUUAGCUCUUAUGCCAAGCGAAUUUCUGAAUUUUAAUCUUGUUUCCAGUGAUAUUUUUGGUAAGGGGAAGGUGUGGAGGCAUCCCUGAUUUGCAGUAAGUGUUUUGUGCUAUAAAUAGUCUUACUGAUUUCGAGUCACUGAAACAUAGUUGUGGAACAUACAGUAAGUCCUCAUAAGGUAGUACUAAACAGUGCCACCAAAUCCUGGUUAUGCUGAUGAUAAAUGUUCUUUCAAAGGGUAUAGUAGUUGCUGUUUUCCAAAUGAGAUUCUUUCCUUUAAACCUUAAUAGAAAAAAAAAGUCUGGUAGAAUGCAGUUAAAUUGGUAAAGUAACUUUCCAGUAAUUUUUCCCUAAGGCAGUGGACAUUUAGCUGGUUGUUUGCCCCUGUUCUCAGUUUGUGUGGGCUGGUUCUUGCUACAUUUACUGUCCUCGUAUUUUCUGAUCGUCCAAAUACUGUGUAAGAGUCGGACACAAAGGCAGCUGGUUGUUAUCUUGGUCUUCUCUCCAGUUUGAGUACAGGGAUCAUUUGGUACAUCUCUUGUCCACUUGUUAGUUGUUUGAAAUUUAGCACAGGGGAAGAGAGAAAUGCUUCCAUCUGUGGGUUUACUUCCCCGUUGCCCACAACAGCUGGUUCUUGACUAGACUGUAACCAGGAGUCUGGCACUCAGUCAAGGUCUUCCAUGUGGGUGGCAAGGGCCCAAGCACUGGCACCAUCAUCCGCUGCCUUCUAGAGUGCGUUAGCAGGAAGAUGGCAUCAGAGGCAGAGCUGGAACUCGGGCCAAGCCACUCUCAGCCACAGUCGGGACUCGCUGUGUGAUUGAUCACAGAGCUUUGCUCUCUGUGUACAUCCACGGUUUAUCUUUCUGAGGAGUUCGGUCUGCAGAAAACCCGUUGGCUCUUUUAGGGCAUUUUACACAAGCCUUUGAAGAACGGCCAUAGAGACCAGAGAGGGCUAAGUGCCACAUCCUAGCCAUGGUCUUUCCUUAAAGUCAGCAGAAAUAUGCAUAAAAUAUUUUUGAUAAAAAAAAUCAAACAUUGACUAGGUCUGAAACUAAAACUUCUGUAAAUUUAGUCCUUUAUACUUUUAUUAUCUAAAACAUAAUGCAAAAUCUGACUGCUUCCCCUAUUGCAUUCCACACAGUCUUCGUGACCCUUAGAAAAUAACUUCAACAAGGGUCAGUAUAAAAGAUUG